UAUCCAUGUAGAGAUAGAUGCCAGCGCGAUUUUGUGAUUGAAGCCGGGCGAGGUGAGGCAAUCAAGGGGCCACGAUCGAUCGAGAUUUGUCGGCUCGCCCUUCCUCCCUCGCCUCGCCUCUCUGUCGCUCUCGUCUCCACAGACAAACCUGCCCUGCCCUGCCCUCUCCUCCUCCGAUCCCUCUCUCUCUCUCUCUCUCACAAAAACAGAGUACGUGAUCUUCUUCUUCUCCUUGCUCCCAAAUCCCAAUCAAUUCAGUUCAGAAGGCUAUACUAUAGUAACAACCACUGUUGUUAGUUUCCCAUCGAUCCGAUCCAAUCCAAUCAUAUAUAUUUCCCCUCCAACCGCCAAGAUUAAUCAACUAAUUAAAUGGAUCUCGAGAAAGAUUGGGAGCUCCUCCCCGACGAGGGGUUCCUUGAUAUCAAUGAUGAUGAUGAUGAUGUAGAUGAGAAGAAGAUCUACUCCUGCAGCAGCAGCAGGAGGAGGUUUCACUAUCAGCCAAGUAUGUUCCAGAUGAACUACUUCGUCUGCCCAUCCCCCAAAUCAGAAUCAUUAUUCAUCCCCCUCGUGUCCCAUCUCCCAACUGACCAUGAUUCUGAGACACAGGACGGCGGAGACGAUGAUCGCAUCACCGCCACGGCAGCGGCAGCAGGUUUUGAUGAGGUGGUUCCAAUACCAAUACCGAUACCAUUGGCAGGUUCUUCGCCACAAGUAGUAUUUCUCAAGAAGGUCAAGGAAAUCACGGAAUCCGUAGUCGACACCAUCAAAGUCAGCAGCAGCAGCAGCUGGGGAAACGUGCCCCGUCCUCGUGAGAUCGAAGGCGACAAUUUCCAGUUUGUGGAGGAGAAGGAUCCUGUUGCUGCAGGGGGGAUAUUGACCGGAAUGGUGAUGACGGCUAACAGUAGGAGCAGCAGCAGCAGCCACUUGGAUUCAGAUGAUAAUGGUGGAGAAGGAGGAGGAGGCCCUAAUAAUAAUAAUAGCAUUUGGAAGUGGAGGUGGGGGCUGAGCGGAGUCGGGGCUAUUUGUUCAUUCGGAAUCGGAGUGGCUGCUGCUGCUGCCGCCUCUCUAAUUUGCGUCGUCAUCCUCAACAACAGCCACCACCAUCAGCUUCAUUUUCAGCUUAAUUACCCCAACUCCAACCACUACAACUACAAGCAGGGGACGAAGGAAUCAGCGGGGAAGGGUGGUGCAGGUGCUCUUGUCGAUCAUGUUGCAAUUGCUGCAGCAGUUCGAGGAGGAGGAGGAGGAAGAGGAUCAUCGAUUCCCAUUACUACCGCAACUCGUAUCACUUUUGGGGGUUAUUACCAAUACCGCGAUGAUGAUGAUGAUGUUGUUCCUGCACCCACCUCUCUCAUUUGAAACAUAUAUAUGUAAAUAAUUAAGAAGAACAAUCUAAACUAAUUGCGUAUAUUCUGUGAGAGGGAAGGGUGGGGAGCUGAACAGAGACUGUGUACAAAGUAAGAGAGGGUUGGUACUUAAAUUAAUUAUAAGCCAUUAGAUUAACUAUUAA
Andrographis paniculata is the source of this 1510-nucleotide messenger RNA. RefSeq lists its product as uncharacterized. NCBI's taxonomy places the organism in Eukaryota, Viridiplantae, Streptophyta, Magnoliopsida, Lamiales, Acanthaceae. The transcript is spliced from 2 exons. The coding region runs from base 370 to 1359 and encodes 329 amino acids. The record is from RefSeq and is a predicted model, not a curated record.